AGUGUAAAAAUGAUAUAAGUAUGAUAUCUCAUAAACUAUUCAAUUUUGCUCCACUGGAAAUUACCUUGUUCAUAUUGUUAUUGCAAGGAUGCACAGGUCAAAUUGUUCGAAUGAAAAUUGGAAUUCUUCAUGACCAUUAUGUCGACAGUCAACAUAUUGAUGCAGUGUAUAAAUCGGUUGUCAAUUUUCCAAGUUUAUUCAAAGUGGAGAGUGACAUUCUCAUAGAAACCAAAAAAUUUGAUCUUGACCUUGGUGCCACAGUUUAUGACGAAUUGAGAACUGAAAACUUCACUGCUCUUAUUGUAGUCGGCAAAAAAUUAAAAUGUGAUGAGGUGGCAAAAAUAAAGAAACAAAUUCCUAUCUAUGUUGUUUCAGGAUCAUUUAAGUCAUGUGAUGAAUAUGAAGAACUUAACAGCAUUAUUUACUUGUAUCCACCAGAUACUUUUGUUCUUUCUGCAAUGUUAUUGGCAACAAAAGAAUAUGAGUGGAAGCAUGCAAUAGUUCUUGGAGAAAAAAAUGAUGAAUUUAGUUUUACAUUCACAAGUAUGCAGCAAGCAAGAGUUGAAAAUUUGGAAACAAUUGCAUUCGAAGCAGUUGCAGAAAAAUCAGCUCUUAGAGAAACAUUAUUAAGCGCAAAGAAAGCAGGAAUAAGAGCUUUCAUUGUUAUGGCUCAGUAUAACCAUGUUGAGAUGAUUCUAACUAGUGCUGAAGAACUUGAGUUGACAGAUAGUAAUUUUUACUGGUUUAUACCCAAUGCUUUCGUUAUUCCAACUUCCCUGAAAGCAUUCUUGAACAAGGAAAUUAAAAUAUCAUUAUUAAACAGUCCACUAUUGACACCACUAUUAGAAAAAAUCUUACAGAAGGAAAAUGCAAAUAUGAGUGAAAUUGAUCUCAUGAGUGAAGUUGCUUCAUCUCUAACCUUUUUGUCAAUCAAACAAGUCAUGAAUGCAUGCAACAAAGCAAAAUCAGAAAAUUGUCUCAAUCUGGAAAAGAAUAAAUAUAUGUGUCUACCAAAUCCUUUGGAUGUAUUGGAGGUUUCAACAGAGGCAACAAUAUUAACUCCUUUUGACUCCAUUCUUGGACAUACAACAACAUCAAACAUGCAUGAACAAACUACAUCAACUACACCGAGUAUGCAUGGCCACACACCAGCGACCACACCAAGCAUCCACGGUCAUGGAACAACUACCACACCAAGCAUGCAUGGUCACACCAUAGAUAUCACACAAAGCAUGCAUGGUCACACCAUAGCUACCACACUAAGCAUGCAUGGAAACACCAUAACUUCCACACCAUCAACAACAACCUCAUCAAUUAUGAAUGAACAUACAUCAACAACUACACCAAACAUGAACGGACACACAACAUCAACUACAUUGACUAUGAAUGGACACACAACAACUAUGAAUGGACACACAACGACAACUACUCCAAGUAUGGGUGUACAUACAUCAACUAUGAAUGGACACACAACAACAACUACUCCAAGCAUUGGUGGACAUACAUCAACUAUGAAUGGACACACAACGACAGCUACUCCAAGCAUGGAUGGACAUAUGACAACAACUACAUCAAGCAUGAAUGGACAUACAACAACAACAACAAUGACUCCAAGCAUUGGUGGACAUACAUCAACUAUGAAUGGACACACAACGACAGCUACUCCAAGCAUGGGUGGACAUAUGACAACAACUACAUCAAGCAUGAAUGGACAUACAACAACAACAACAACAAUGAAUGGACACACAACAACAAUUACUCCAAGCAUGAAUGGACAUACAACAACAACUAAAUCAACUAUGAUAAAACACUUAACAACAACUGAGCCAAGCAUGAACGGACAUAUGGCAGCAACAUCUAUCAAUCCUACCAGUACAUUGAUGCAUGGGCACAUGAAAAGAUCAAUUUAUUCUGAUAACAUUGAUGAAUCUUCAUGCAAAACAUGCAGGCACAAAAACUAUAUUCAUAGUUUUUGUUCUCGUAAAUCAUGCACCACGGCAAACCGACAAAGAAUCAAAAUCAGAGUGAAUAAAGACAAUGAUUUUAUUCCAAGAGUGAAACAUGCGAUUAAAAAAAGAUCUUUAGACAACGCUGAUUCAAAACCAAAUUCAGCUUGUGUAACAUUUCAAUGGGAGGAUGACAUCAUUGAGGCUGCUGUCAAAAUAGUAAAUGUUUCAUCGUUUUAUUCCGAAGACAAUACUGUGAGCGAAUCAGAAUCAAUUACAAGCUCUGAUGGGUCAACAAGAGCAAGUUUUGAUUCAUGUGCUAUUUCUUCAAUACAUAAAUGGGAUUAUCAGAAUGAUUCAUGUAGCAUACGUUUGGCUGAGAACGCAGAAAUUCCCUCUUCAAAUACAUUGUUUGUUGUAGAAUAUCUUUCAAAUGAUUUGUCAGUUGUGAGUAAUCAUGGAAGAAGCAAAAAUCAGGAACGUCAACCUGUCGUUGUAGGUAUAUACAACAGUAAAUCUCGUUCUUAUAUUAAUGUUAUGUAUGAACCGCUUCAUCCUUCUGAUAUUUUUCUUCCUUCUCGACCUCUGACUAUUGGUGCCAUUUAUCAUCCACCGUGGCUAACAUGGAAAAUGAAUGAAGUUACUGGAGAAGAAGAAUUUGAAGGAUAUUUAUAUGAGAUAUUAGAGAAGUUGUCUAUUUCUAUGAAUUUUUCAUAUCAACUUCGUACUGAAUAUGAUUUUAAUCUUGAUGUUCAUGAUGAUGAUGCAAUGGAAGAUUAUAUGAUGAGCGUUUUUAACAACAAUUCGGUUGACUUUUUCUUGCAUGCAAAAAGUGUUCGAGGAAACAGACUUGGCAAAUCCAACAAAGUUCUUCUAUCUGCUUCAUUUCAACAACCGCAUAUGUAUUUGUUGACAAAAAGAGUUGAAAAAACAGAAUCUGUUAGCAUAUGGCAGUUUAUGUUGCCAUUUCGAGAAGAAAGUUGGAUGCUAUUUUGGAGCACUUUUAUUCUGAUAUCUCUACUUAUGGCAUAUAUAAACAAGAGAAAUCCUAAUGAAUAUGAAGCAAUUUCUCAUACAUUUGGUCCAAACUCAUCACCCAGUGAUCAUCUUGGUGUUCUCAAUAGUCUAUGGUUUACUUUUGCUGCAAUUUGUGGCCAAGGAGCAGAUAUUGUUCCAAGAUCAACAGCAUGCGUUAUGUUAACUGGAACAUGGUGGGGAUUUGUUCUUCUGGUUUUAUCUGCUUACACAGCAAAUAUGACAGCCUUUAUGACGCAGGUUAACACAGGUGGUAUUGAAACAUUGGAUGAAUUAGCAAGUCAACAGCAAUUUGCUUACGGAAUGAUAGAAAAUAAUGCCAUGCUUGAUCUUUAUUUACCUGGAGCAAAAGAUGCACCUUAUACAACAAUGUAUGAGUAUUUGCAUAAAUUUGAGAACAAUUCCAUACUCAAAAAGCAGGAAGAUGGAUUUGAAAAAGUUUUAAAUGGAAAUUAUUAUUUACUUGCAUCGUUUGAAGCUGUGGUAGAUGCUCUUUCACAAUCAUGUGAUUUUGAUCUGGCUGGACAUGGUUUUUACCAAUAUCAAUUUGCAUUUCCAUUUCCCCAAGGAUCUGUUUACAUUAAUAUGUUCAAUGAUUACAUCAAAAAACUUGCAGACAAGGGUGUAUUGGCAGCACUUGAAGAAAAGUGGUUUACUCUAGAAAAAAGGUGUGAGACUAACGCUGUUGAAAAAAAUCUAGAAAAUCAGCUUGAUAUUAAAGCUUUCAUUGGCAUGUACGUGUUUUUAAUUCUCGGUGUUACAAGUGGAAUUCUCAUUUGUGUAGUUGAAACAGGAUGGAUAAAGUGUGGUGGAUUUGGUGGACUGUUUCAUCGAGCUGGAAUCUAUGAACUUGAGGACAAUCGGAAAGAAAUACAAAAAGCAAAUGAACUUUUGAAAAAAGAAUUUGAAUCUUGGGAAGGAGGAUGGGAUGUCUGGAAAUUUAAAGAAUGGAAAGAAGAUGCAGAUGAUAUGAACCUGAAACCGAGUAGUGAAAAAAAGCUAUUUUCACCACCACCUGGACUUGAAAAAUGCAGAGUUUGUGGAAGGAAUGUGAAAGAAAAUAAAAGUAAAGUCAUUGAGGUUCCUAUGAAAACUGAACCCCGCAUUUUGGAUAUUCCGCAGGUGACUAAACUUACCACCAAUGAGGAUGAAACAUACUCAAAUGAUAGUGGACGUGGAAGUGCUUCAAGUGGACAACUGACCAUAAAAACGGAAAAAUCUGGCACAAGAUCAGUUGAAGACACACCACAGACAGCAAGUCAGAAUCAAAAUACAAUUCCAACGAACUUGUUCGAUUUGACUGCUGCAACGGAUUUCAAAACAUUCUCUACUCAUGAUCAAGGAGUUCAAGCUCCAUCUCGUAUCAUUGUUACUGCCGAUUUGCAUCAAUCAAAAUAUCCAAUGGAAUUAGGUUCCUCACUUGUGGAUAAAAGACUCGAAAGUGCAUUAUCUUCCACUGUUUCACAUUCUUCUCUGGCAAGUGGAACAUUAUCAUUCUUAAGUGAUAGUGAAGAAUCAGUGUCAGUGAUUCAUCGAAGAACGCCUUAUAUAAAUUCCAGAAAUUCAUCUCGAUUCGCAGAAUCGCAAUUAACAUAUGAUUUUGGAACUCCUUCAUCAUUUUAUACCACAACAUCAUUUGGAACUCACAUGGAAUCCGCAUAUAGCAGAGUAUCAACGUGGACUUGUUCAUCGGAAUUUACCUGUGAUAGCAGAAUAGAGGAGUGUACUGAAGAGGAUACUCACAGCGAUGUUACCGCAAUUACGUACCCGGUAAUUAACGAUCAGUGGGGCGUGAUUUUUGAUUGGGAAAAUUUACAACUGAAUCAUAUUUUUCUUGCUUGUCGUAUCCUGCGAGUUCAUCAUAUUCGCAGAAACGAUUUUGGGCGCAGUCGUUCUAGCAAUACCCUAGCAAUGUUCGUGUUCAGGCUAAGAAAAGGAAGAUUUGCAUCGAUCAUGUCCUAUCAGCAAUUUGGCAAGCAUGAAUUUAGCUACUCGAAGAAUUCGCAGAUACGCAUUAAACUGUUAAUUUUAGAAAUACUAAGUCUUUUAUUCGCUUGUGGUUCGGCGCAGCAAUGUAACAUAAGAUAUGGAUUACGUGAGCCCUGUGGAUCUGGUCAUAUCACAAGGACAAUUUGUAAAUUGAGUUCUUGCUGUUAUGACGAAAAGGAAAUAGAUCCCGUAUGCUACAAAAGAGUUGAAUCAAUGUUGAUUGAAUCACAAGCGAUGGAUUUGAGUACACGAACUUCGUUAGAAGCAUCGCGGUCAUCGUUUUAUAAACGACUUCGUGAAAAUGCCGAUCCAGUCAAACUAUUAUUUACAGGAUUUUCCAGACUGAGAGGAGGUGGUGGUUACAAAGUUCUCAGAUUUGGUGGAAAUUCAGACUAUGAUGGGUCAUUGCUCACAAAUCAUUGUCAUAUAAAGAAUCUCAACAGAAUAUGCGGGAAUAAACGAUAUACAACACGGCAAAGUUGUGAAAGAUGGAAAUGUUGUUGGGAUGAAGGAACGUCAGCUUGUUAUCAGUCUACAUACAGAAUUCUCAGAUUUCAGAAUGAAUGUCCUCCUGGAUUUUAUAAUCCUCCUAAAUGUGAAGAAAUUGAUGAGUGUGCUUCAAGUCCUUGUGAGAAUGGAGGAAUAUGUGAGAAUCUGAUAAAUUCCUACAGAUGCAAUUGUUCUGGUUCAUUUUAUGGAGUGAAUUGUGAAAAAGCCUAUUCUGGCAAUGGACAAAUAGUACGAAGUUGUCACACAAAUCCAUGCCACAAUGGUGUAUGCACAAAUAAAAAGUUUGGUUACACCUGUGCUUGCAAUGCAGGAUAUACUGGAACUAACUGUGAUAAAGAUAUAGAUGAAUGUAUUUCCAACCCUUGUAGAACUGGAGCAACUUGUAUUGACUUAAUCAAUGAUUUUUUGUGUGAAUGUCCAACUGGAUAUUCUGGAAAGCAUUGUGAUACAGAAAUUGUUGAUUGUGCAUGUUUGAAUGGUGGACAAUGCUUAGAUUUGGUUGAGGGCUACCAAUGUAAUUGUACUAAAGGAUAUCAAGGAAUACACUGUGAAACAGAUAUUGAUGAUUGUGCAUCUAAUCCAUGCAAAAAUGGUGCUGAUUGUGUAGAUCUUGUCGAUAAAUAUCAAUGUUAUUGUCCUGUUGGAUUUGAAGGCAAAAAUUGUGAAAUAGAUAUUGAUGAUUGUGAUCUAAACCCUUGUUUGAAUGAUGGAACAUGCAAAGACCUUAUCAAUGCAUUUUUCUGUGAUUGCAAGAUUGGUUAUAAAGGGAAAAGAUGUCAAUAUGCUUCAACACUGACAGAGGUUAGAUUCUGUAAUCCAAAUCCCUGUCUACACAAUGGCCAAUGUAUUGAAAUGGAUAAUGGAUAUACUUGUAAAUGUACUGCUGGGUAUGAAGGAAUAAAUUGCAACAGGGAAAUCAAUAAUUGUCUGUCAAAUCCAUGUGAAAAUGAUGGUCUUUGUGUAAAAUUACCUGGCAAAUAUAAAUGUGUCUGUCCAGCUGGAUUUUCAGGAGAGAAAUGUCAAACAGAUGAGAAUGAUUGCUCCUCAAAUCCUUGCCAUAACGAAGGAAUAUGUGUUGAUCAGAUUGCUGGUUAUAAAUGUAUUUGUCCAAAGGGAUUUACUGGGAACACUUGUUUCAUUGAUAUUAAUGAUUGUCAUUCAAAUCCUUGCCAAAAUGAUGGUUUAUGUGUUGAUCUCAUCAAUGGGUAUAAAUGUUCCUGUCCAAGUGGUUUUACAGGAAUAGAUUGUGAACAAGAUGUAAAUGAAUGUUUAUCAGAACCAUGUCAGAAUGAUGGUCUUUGUGUAAAUUUGGUAAAUGAAUAUGACUGUAUUUGUUCCUCUGGAUUUACUGGAAAAAAUUGUGAUGCAGAUAUCAAUGAUUGUGCUCCUGAUCCAUGUAAAAAUGGUGGAAUUUGUGAGGAUUUAAAACAACAUUACAUUUGCAACUGUGUUGAUGGAUUUACAGGACAAAAUUGUGAGACUGAUAUCAAUGAUUGUUUUUUGAAUGUAUGUCAAAAUGGUGGGAUAUGUACUGAUCAGAUUUCUGGCUUCAAAUGUACUUGUCCCAUUGGAUUCACUGGAGUGGUUUGUGAAAUAGAUUUUAACGAUUGCUAUUCCAGUCCUUGUAAAAACGAAGGAUUAUGCGUUGAUCAAGUGGAAAGUUACGAAUGUGUGUGUAAAAAUGGUUUCACGGGUUUAAACUGUGAACAAGAUAUUGACGAUUGUUUUAUGAAUCCCUGUGAAAAUGGUGGAUUAUGUGUUGAUCAAGUAGACAGUUUCAAAUGUGUUUGCCGAAAUGGAUUCACAGGGCAAAGUUGUGAACAAGAUGUAAAUGAGUGUCUUGUUAAUCCUUGCCAAAACAAUGGAUUGUGCGUUGAUGAGAUCGCUGGAUAUAAAUGCAUAUGUCAGAGUGGAUAUUCUGGAUCAGAUUGCGAGAUUGAUAUUGAUAAUUGCUCAUCUGAUCCAUGUAAGAAUGGAGGACUAUGUGUUGAUCAAGUCGAUGGGUAUAAAUGUAUUUGUCCAGAUGGAUUUACAGGCAACAAUUGUAUAAACGAUAUUGAUGAUUGCAACCCAAAUUCUUGCUGGUUUAGCACAAAGUGUAUCGACCUGUUCAAAGAUUAUAGAUGUGAAUGUAUAGAAGGAUAUGAGGGAAAGAAUUGUGAAAUUGAUAUCAAUGAAUGUCUUUCAAAUCCUUGUGAAAAUGAAGGGAGUUGUGUGGAUUUUAUUAAUGAAUAUCAAUGCGUUUGUCCUCUUGGAUUUGAAGGAAAGAACUGUGAAAUAAACACAGAUGAUUGCUUAUCAGAUCCGUGUAUGAAUAAAGGAAAUUGCGUGGAUUUGAUAAAUAGCUUCUCUUGUUCAUGUAUGGAAGGCUAUACAGGACAUAGAUGCUUAAUAAACUUUGAUGAAUGUUCUUCUUCACCUUGUAAAAAUGAAGGAACUUGUAUUGAUAAAAUAAAUGGAUUUAAUUGUCAAUGUGUGAAAGGUUUUGUUGGAAAUCAGUGUGAAGAAGAUAUUAAUGAAUGUCAGUCUGGACCUUGCUUACAUGAUGGAAAAUGUAUCGACAAGAUAAACAGUUAUGAGUGUGUGUGCAUGGGUGGAUUCUCAGGAGACCAAUGCCAGAUGAAUAUCAAUGAAUGCUCUAGUUCACCUUGUUUAAAUGGUGGAAUUUGCAUUGAUGAAAUCAAUCAUUUUAUUUGUGACUGCCCAGUUGGAUUUACUGGGAAGCAAUGUGAUACAGAUAUAAAUGAUUGCCAGCCAAAUCCAUGUAAAAACAAAGGGAUCUGCAACGAUUUAGUGAAUGGGUACCAAUGCACAUGCUCAAACGGUUUUACUGGAAAUAAAUGUGAAAAUGAUAUUAAUGAAUGUGGUUCUUUACCUUGUGCUAACGGAGCAUCCUGUGUUGAUGGUGUAAAUGGAUACUCGUGUCACUGUUUGCUGGGAUUCACUGGAAUUCAUUGUGAAAUAGAUAUAAAUGAAUGUGAAUCAUUACCUUGUAACAAUGGAGGAACUUGUAUUGACAAAGUUGAUAAUUAUCAUUGUGAAUGUCUACCAGGAUUUACAGGGAGACAGUGUGGAGCUGAUAUGAAUGAUUGCCAGCUAAAUCCAUGUAAAAACAAGGGGAUCUGCAAUGAUUUAGUAAAUGGAUAUCAAUGCACAUGUUCGAACGGUUUUACUGGAAAUGAAUGUGAAAUUGAUAUUAAUGAAUGUAGUUCCUCUCCUUGUAUAAAUGGAGCAACUUGUGUUGAUGCUGUAAAUGGAUAUUCAUGUCACUGUUUGCCUGGAUUUGCUGGAAUUCAUUGUGAAAUAGAUAUAGAUGAAUGUGAAUCAUCACCUUGCAAUAAUGAAGGAACUUGUAUCAAUAAAGUUGAUGAUUAUCAUUGUGAAUGUCUACCUGGAUUCACAGGAAAACAAUGUGAAACUGACAUAAAUGAAUGUCAGUCAAAUCCAUGUAAAAAUGAAGCGAUCUGCUAUGAUAAAGUAAAUGGAUAUCAAUGUACAUGUUCGAAUGGUUUUACUGGAAAUGGGUGUGAAAUUGAUAUUAAUGAAUGCAGUUCUUCACCUUGUACAAAUGGAGCAAUUUGUGUCGAUGGUGUAAAUGGAUAUUUAUGUAACUGUUUGUCGGGAUUCACUGGAGUUCAAUGUGAAAUAGAUAUAAAUGAUUGUCAACUAAAUCCGUGCAAAAAUUCUGGAAUAUGUAAGGAUCUAGUAAAUGGAUACCAAUGUCAAUGCAAAGCAGGUUUAACUGGCAGACAUUGUGAUAUAGAUAUAGAUGAUUGCCUUUUAGUACCUUGUAAAAAUAAUGGAAUUUGUACUGAUGAUGUUAAUGGAUAUAUUUGUCAAUGUAUCAAUGGGUUUACUGGAUAUCAGUGUGAAACUGAUGUGGAUGAAUGUGCUUCAUCACCAUGUAUAAAUGGAGGAAUUUGUGUUGAUGAAGUCAAUGAGUAUAUCUGUGAAUGUAUGUCAGGCUAUACUGGACAACGAUGCCAAAUAUAUAUUGAUGAUUGUGGUUUGAAUCCAUGCCUAAAUGGAGGCCUAUGUAUUGAUAAAGUGAAUGCUUAUGAAUGUCAAUGUCUUGAUGGGUUCACGGGAAUAAGUUGUGAAACAGAAAUUGAUGAAUGUGCAAACAACCCAUGCUUAAAUGAUGCAAAAUGCAUUGAUUUAAUUGGUGAUUUUAAAUGUGAUUGCAAAGCGGGAUUCGCAGGAAUUUUAUGUGAAAUAGAUAUUAAUUAUUGUAUUGACAAUAUAUGUUUGAAUGAAGGAAAGUGUAUUGAUAUGUUGAACAAUUUCAAAUGUGAUUGCAAACCUGGAUUUACUGGUGAUUUAUGUGAAACAGAUAUUGAUGAUUGUCAGGAAAAUAGAUGCUUCAAUGCUGGACAAUGUAUUGACAUGAUCAACAAUUUCGAAUGUGACUGCAGACCUGGGUACACUGGCACAUUGUGUGAAAUAGAUAUUGAUGAUUGUGCUUUGAAUCCGUGCAAGAAUGAAGGUUUCUGUAUAGACAAAGAAAAUGCAUAUGAAUGCCAAUGUCUGGAUGGAUUUACUGGAUUAUAUUGUGAAAUUGAUGUAAAUGAAUGUGCUUCAUCACCAUGUAUAAAUGGAGGUAUUUGUGUUAAUGAUGUCAAUGAAUAUAUCUGUGAAUGCAUGUCAGGAUACACCGGAGAACAAUGCCAAAUAGAUAUUGAUGACUGUGCUGGAAAUCAGUGUUUAAAUGAGGGGCAGUGUAUUGAUCUAAUUGGAGGUUAUAAAUGUGACUGCAAAGCUGGAUUUGCUGGUGCAGUAUGUGAGACUGAUAUAAAUGAAUGUGCUUCUGGUCCUUGUGAAAAUGGCGGCAGGUGUUUGGAUCUCGUGAAUUCAUAUUCAUGUGAAUGUUCAGAAGGAUUUACCGGAGCACAAUGUGAAAUAGAUGUAGAUGAUUGCAUUAAUGAUCUGUGUUUGAACGAUGGGAAAUGUGUUGAUUUGGUUAAUAAAUUUCAAUGUGAUUGCAAACCUGGAUUUACAGGCGUAUUAUGUGAAACUGAUAUUGAUGAAUGUACGGAGUUAAAGCACAAUUGCUUGGUUUGUUCUAAUACAUAUGGAAGUUUUAUCUGUGAGUGCGAGUUUGGAUUACAAGAGGGUGAUCUUUGUGAAUGGAAUGUCUUUUCUGAUGGAGUCGACACAAGGACAUAUCAAUUAUCUGGUAUGCUUGUUUCAAGCUUUACUGAAGCUGAAAACUUGUGCAAAGAGAUUGAUCCUACUGGACGCCUGGCAAUAAUUCCAGAAAAAUUUAUUGAACAAUUGGGCUCUAGAAUUUCAGAUAUUCAUACAGCAUUUUCUUCUAUACAAAUAUGGGCAAAAACUGAAGAGUUAGGAUGCACACAAAUAAGCUUGAUCGACAGAACAACGACAACAUGGGUACCAGUUUCAUGCGACACAAUAGGAAUCAAAUCCAGGAUUUUAUGUGAAAGAACCCCAUCUACUGGUGGAUUUUGGAUAUAGAAUAAAAUGAUAUAUGAAAGUUCAUCUUUGCAAUCACCUAGUAUCACUUCUAGUCAACGCUAACUCAAAUGUUAUUAAAUAUAAACAGAGAGCUUUUGAUUUUUCAUGUUAAUUUUUAUUAAAUUUUUUUUAGAAAUUAUUUAUAUGUAUGUUAUCUGAAAAAUGGUUCCAUAUUUAUUUAUAUACUUCCUGUGUUUUGUGUAUAUUUGCUUCUGUAAAUGCAUUAAUUUGUAAUGGUAUUUGCGCUAUCUCUGUACUAUCUUGUUUUUCGUGUAAUUCACUUACAAUGAUACAAAAAUAAUAUAGGUAUGAUAAUGAGUUUCAAACAUCAUAUAUAUAUAAUGAUGUAAAAUAUAGUAAUUUAGUUUAUCAUGAUUUACAAGCUUCCAUUAUUGAAAUGCCUGAAAAUUUCAUCAAGGCGUGCAGUUUUACUUUUCUAUCGCUCCAUGCUCCACAUAAAAAAUCAUAUGCAACUUGAAAAACACUAAAUGUUUGUUUACGACAACUUGCGAAUCCAAACUCCCGGUUCAAUUCAGACGCCAAUCGCUUUUUUAACAUGUGAUGAUUCAUUGGUAUGAUCAAUACUGCGGGUUAUUCAUCCAUGCACGAUAAAAUUCCGUCAGUUUUAGAAAUCAAUGUUUAUCAGAAACUGAACAUUGUCAACGAACAUUUUCGUAAUUACAAUAAAAUACGCUGAUUAAAUAUUGAAAUAAAUUAAUGCGUGAAUCAUAA
Messenger RNA from Styela clava, 11687 nucleotides. The record is from RefSeq and is a predicted model, not a curated record. NCBI's taxonomy places the organism in Eukaryota, Metazoa, Chordata, Ascidiacea, Stolidobranchia, Styelidae.